This is a messenger RNA of Saccharomyces mikatae IFO 1815, 2979 nucleotides long. RefSeq names its product Put3p (gene PUT3). The record is from RefSeq and is a predicted model, not a curated record. The transcript has a single exon. NCBI's taxonomy places the organism in Eukaryota, Fungi, Ascomycota, Saccharomycetes, Saccharomycetales, Saccharomycetaceae. The coding region runs from base 1 to 2979 and encodes 992 amino acids. Gene Ontology annotation, molecular function: zinc ion binding; DNA binding; DNA-binding transcription factor activity, RNA polymerase II-specific. Gene Ontology annotation, biological process: DNA-templated transcription; regulation of DNA-templated transcription.
AUGGUGACCGACCAAGAUAGUGGGCAUCCGAUACUAUCUAAGCAGCGAGCCUACGUGAAUAAGCAACGGCAAGGAAGACAGCAAAGGUCAUCUAUCGCAUGUCUUUCUUGCAGGAAACGUCAUAUCAAGUGUCCUGGUGGUAAUCCAUGCCAGAAAUGUGUUGCGAGCAAUGCCAUAUGCGAGUAUUUGGAGCCGUCAAAAAAGAUCGUUGUGUCGACAAAAUAUCUGCAGCAACUGCAAAAGGAGUUGAACGAUAAAACUCAAGAGAAUAAUCGUUUAAGAGGCUUACUCUUGGAAAAGGCGGUUAACGCAUGUUGCAAGGACAAUGGUACAGGAAAGCACCCAAACAACGCGGCAACAAGUGACACGUUAGAAGUAUCCAGUGCUCCAGCAGCGCCUGUAUUUGAUCUGCAAUCCAAUAGUAGCACUACAUCCGAUAAUGAUGGUGAUGAUGAUGUGAACGGUACUAGCAGUGUAAAUAAUAAUAAUAAUAAUAAUAAUAAAGCUGUAGUUUCCCCUUUCAAUAAUAGACGCUACGAUCAUAGUUUGGAAAAAUACUAUAAUAAAUCGAUACGUUUCUUUGCACAGCCGUCCAGUGCAAAUGAAGAAAAUAAUAACAACACUGUUGACCGCGACGAUGAUGAAGAUGAUGAAGAGAUAUCGACAAAUUUUGCCCAAAGGAGUGGUAGACUGAUAGAAUCUCACAAUGGCUUCCACUAUUUUGUAGGAUCUUCUUCAAUGACUUUAUUUGGUUUGGAAAUUCAAUCUUUGGUUACAAAGUAUAUAUCGGUCAAAAAUUUCAGGCCUUUGCCAAUAAACACCAAGAACGAGAUUUUAAAUUCAAACUUGAACCCGACCAUAAGUUCCUUUAUAAAUUCAAAUAACUAUCUCUUUUCCUCCUACAUCUUUUUAAAUCCGAUAUCGAAAAUUGUCAACUUAAACUCAAUUAACGACAAUUUGUCUCCAUUGAUGUUUAAAAUAGUUUUGAAUAAGGAGAAGGAUGAAAACAACGGCCAAGGAGAUGCAAUACAUUUUCAAUUGCCUUCAUAUAAUUACACGAAACUAUUAAUCGACUGUUUUAUAAAUUAUAAUGACGGUUGUUUCUACUUCUUCAACGAAGGUCUCGUUAAAUGUGGAAUUAACAAAUUAUACCUGGAAAAUGAAUGGCUGUACUAUGAUAAUACCAAAAACACUUUGGACAAUGAAAAUGAUCCAGUUUUACAAGCUGUUUGGUUCUGCAAAAUUCUGUUGAUUUUGGCAGUAGGUGAAAUGUACUUGGGCUCCAUUAAUAUUGAAAUGUUGAAAAACUAUUCUAAUCAACCAAAAUUGCCUGGUUCCAAAUUCUUUCAAAUGGGUUCUAAAAUAUUCAAUUGUCUAUUUUCCAGUGAAAGGUUAGAAAACGUGACUAAGAAGGGUGGUAUUGAAGUCUUAUUGCUCUACGCGUUUUUCUUACAAGUGGCCGAUUACACCUUAGCUUCAUAUUUUUAUUUUGGUCAGGCUUUAAGGACAUGUUUGAUUUUAGGUUUACAUGUUGAUUCGCAAAGCGAUACUUUAACCAAAUACGAAAUUGAGCAUCACAGGAGACUUUGGUGGACGGUUUACAUGUUUGAAAGAAUGCUUAGCUCGAAAGCCGGUUUGCCAUUAAGUUUCACUGAUUAUACUAUCUCUACAGCAUUACCAGCAGAUAUCGAUGAUGAGACUAUUGAGGGCAAGAAUAAUCAAUAUGUUUUCAGGAAAGCCGAACUGAUUUCUAACUGCGUUACUAUUGUGAAAAUCAAUGCCCAAAUUUUAAGCAAAUUGUAUCAAAGGCAACCUGAAACCAACAUCAUAAUAACUCUAAAAGUUGUUAUUAAGCAGUUAUUGGAAUGGAGAAAUAAUUUAUCUGAUUCCUUACAGGUUGACUUCACGCAGAAGGAUGAAGAUUUCAAAAUAUCAAGGUUAUCAACUAAUAUGUUUACGGAAUACUUUCAAGGUAUUAACUUGGCCAUAAGGCCUUUAUUAUUUCAUUUUGCAUCCAUUCAGUUGAAAAGGUUUAAGACAAGUAAUACUUUCAUUAACUUACAAAACUAUUCUACCACAAUAUCUUCCUUGUUAACGUGCUCCCUACAUGCUUCUGUUAACACCAUCAGAUCUCUGUGGAGCUUAUUACAAAAUAAUAUGCUUGCUAUGUUCGGUUAUAUGGACAGAGAAUAUCUUUUUACCUCUUCUUGCACUUUAUUGUUAUUCAACACCGCCUUUGGUAUUCAUGAACAGACAUUAUAUCAUUUAGAUCAUUCUCUGGAAAUCUUCACGCAAAUGAGGAAUUUAGGUAAUAUCCCGGCAGGGUUAAGAAGAGCACAGUUACUAACAUUGAUGGCAAAUUUGGAUUUCCAUGGCAUAAUGAAUGAUUUGAUCACCAAAUACAACGAUAUUUUGAAAUUUGAUUCCAUGAACUGUGAAAAUGAUAACAUAGUGGAUAAUAACAAUGAACCCAAAAUAGAAAAGGAAAAUGAGAAAGUUUACAAAGACACUAAUCGCAUUGACCCUUCAAUUAUAGACUCCGAUAAAUCAAAGUCCAGUGCAAAUAUAAUCAAAAAUGAAUCUAUUCCAGAUAUUGUCAACAUACUUCCAGAAAGCACCAAGCAAACCAUGAGUGGUUAUAGUAAUGGUGGUAAUGAUGUUAAUGAUAUUAAUGAUAUUAACACAGAACCGUCAACUUUUUUUGACAUUAUAACUGCAAGCUUGGAAAACUCAUACCAAACCACCCUGACUAAAAAGGGAUCCCAAGUCAUGGAAAAAAACAUGGAUCAAUUAGAUUCUGUCCAUAAUUUAAAUGAUGAUGACUUACAACAAUUGUUAGAAGAUUUGGGCAAUAUCGACCAUUCUGAUGAAAAACUUUGGAAAGAAAUUACCGACCAAGCAAUGUGGUUGGGCAAUACUAUGGAUCCAACCGCUGCUGCUGGGAGUGAAAUUGACUUUACCGAUUAUUUAGGACCCUGA